UUUAUAAUGGAAUAGCCCGAAGAGUGCACAGAAGAUCCAAGAUGGCGACAGUUGAAAAUGACCCCGUUUCGCAAGCGAUUUGGCAACUAAAAAGAGGCACAAACAACGUUGUCUACAGUUCUCUGGUCAAGAUUCGGACGGAAUGUAUAAAAAGGGAAGGCGGGGUGUCCAAAUUCCGUGAAUUGGGAGGGAUUCAGGCGUUAAUUUUGCAAAUUCAAAGGCCUAACCCGAAGAUCGCUGACGUAGCUCUCAGCAUCCUGGCCAACUGUUGUAUGGAGGGGGAGACGAGGCGUGAGGUACGAAAAACAAGAGGACUGUCACCAUUAGUGAACCUUCUGAAAGUGUUAAAAUCCGACAGCCUGCUGAACCGUGCAUCCCGAGCCAUCGCCAACCUUGCUCUCGACGUCACCAACGCGCAGGUCAUCCACAGUCUCAAGGGAGUCCCUGCUCUCAUCGACGUCCUCAACAACACGGAAAGUAGCGAGUGCCGCCAGAGCGUAGUCCGUGCCGUCCGGAACCUCGCGGAUACGGAGGAGCACAGAGACGAGGUGAUUCGCUGCGAGGGUCUCCAGGCCGUGGUGGAACUGCUCAAGCUAGACGACGUCCCGCUUGUUACCCAAGCCGUGCGGACAGUCACCCAACUGACCAAGAACUGCACGUUUGAGUGUGCGCGGCAGGUCUCGGAGGGAACGGGGAUAUCGUCACUAGUCGAACUGGCCUCGCACGUCAAACCAGUCAUAAAAAAGGAAGCCCUUCUCUCGCUCGUUAACCUGACCUCACAUGGCAGCAUUAGGCCCGAUAUCGGAAACGCAGGCGGGAUACAAGUCUUCGUAAGAGAGAUAAAGGCUAGUCAGGACAUCUCUAAUGUUUUACCGUUGGUAAAUGCUUUAUGUUUGUGCUGCAGGGAGGCUAUCAACAGGCUCAGGGUUAGAGAACUCAAAGGACUUGAACUUCUAGUUUCUCUGUUGAAGUCUCCGUCUUGUAAAGAUGUCCAUGAGAGACUUGUGGGGACUUUCCUGUGCUUUUUCUAUGACGAGCCCAGCUUGGAGGUGCUACGGGGCGAGGGACUUAUUCCUCUGUUAAUGGCCAAACUACUGGACAGUGUUAGCGUCUCAUCCACAGACGAAGAUUUGAGAGACAGCGGAAAGUCUGCCCCCUCUUCGGCUUGGUUUUCUGCCUCAUGCGACUUCCCGACGGAGUUUAACCGAUUCCCCGAUCCGUUAACCCCGUCUAACAAGGCCUCCAGUUUUGUCAGCAUGCAGACGUGGCUGCAGCAGCAGCCGGAGUAUUCCUCCGAGCUCGGGCAGCUCAGUCCGGGAAGCGCCAGCCCGCAGUGGUCACCGGCAAGCAGUACCGUGUCCUGCUCGGACUCAAGCGACGGGAACGAGGAACCCGCGCCGCGAGUCUUCAGCCCCCAGAUACACUGGACAGAGGAAGAUGAGACACUACCGGAAAGAGAGGAAGACGAGAGCGAGAGCAACUCUGAAGGUGUUGAGGAUGCAGCACAGUUAGAGCCGUCAACAUCCGUAGAUACCAGCAUGCAAGAACCUCCUUGCUCACCCGUGUCUGUGUCAGAGGACGGACCAGAAUCAACAACAUUUCACCCCAUAAGAACAGAUGCUUGCUCCGAUUACUCCCCAUCUAGUCCUCCUAGGAAGCGGCGACGCCCAAGCUCUAGCCCGGGUCCCAGGCUUCAGCCAGGCAGUAGAAGUCCGCAGGCUAGCGGCAGCCCCCCUGCACGGGAAUUCAGAAGAGAUGAAACCACUGAAAGCGUAACGGGGGACGUUGUGCCAGGCAGCCCCGUAGGACUGAUUCCCUUAACAACAGACCACAUGAUGAAUCCGUCCUCUCUAUCCUGUGCCCCCCUGGUGAUCAGAGUGGAAGAGCCCAAAGACAUGGAGCACAACAUCCUUCUCCUCCUCUCUAGGUACUCCCAGAUGGUAGAUCCCAGCGGUUGCCUGGUUACCAAACAGUGUGUGAAUGGACUGGUAGACUACAUUCACUCGGCCCCGCACCCAAACCCCCGCUGCACACGCAUCCUCAACCGCCUCACCUGUAAUCCCAACUGUUUCGAAGCCUUCAUCACAGCCCACGCCCUGCAUAAAAUACACAACACACUCAUGGCAACAUCAACCCACACACAUCAUAGUGAUCAGAGUGUUACGGUAGCUGAGGACACCAGCGGAGAAACAGUUUGUAAAGACAACACGAUUGUUGAAGACAAGGAAGACCAAGAUAUGAACGAGCCAAGUUCUGUGUGCAGUACACCAAGGAAACAGAAGACGGAGGAUAGCACUGGAGACGGAAGAUCGGAGAGUCAGUACGGUGUCGGGUUGUCUCUACUCAGGAACCUGAGCGUUCAGGCGGAGUCGUCAUACGGCAAUGGGAUCCUGACGCAUCUCCUAUCCACUGUCACAGAUGUGGAGAGGACUGCGUGUGCUCUGGCACUGCCCUAUCUCUGCAGGAGCAGAGCACUGAGAACAAAGAUGCUGAUUGAAGAGAGAGGACUUCAGCGUCUUGUAGACAUUGUUCAGAACAGCAAAGAUGAGCUGCUGUCCCUCGCAGUGGACAGUGUUGUCAUGGUAAUGUCAGGAUGGGACAAAAGGGACCAAGACAACUCAGAUAUAGAGGCAGAAGGAUCUGACUUGAAGGAAGACUCUACCACAGACAUUGAGACGUUGGGAAGUACAAGUGAAGUGACCAAAGCAGUGGAAUCUGUACACAUACAAACAGGUACGCCUGAGUGUAGAUAUGAAACACUGUCGGACCGACAUGACGUCGUUUUCAGACUGGAAGACAAGUCUGCUGUCUCGGGAUGCAGACGAGUCAUAGCGGAGAAAUCCGCGGUCUUUGCCGCCAUGUUGGAAGGGCAUUACUCCGAGUCGGCCCAGAGCGAGGUCAACAUCACGGGCGUUUCUCAUGAUGCGUUUUUGUAUCUCGUACACUUUAUACAUGGAUGUAGGCAUAAUGACUGUACUGCAAUGACAACGAUUUGUAUUAAGGAGGGGGAUAGUGUAGAGACUAGCCAGCCAGAACAGCCAGUAGGACUGGAGAUUUUGGCUGUGGCUAAUAAGUACCUUCUGCCAACGCUGCAGGACAGUAUGGCGGAUGUGAUGUUACAGCAAACGUUGUACAUAUCACCUGGAAGCGUGUUGAAACUGUACUUGUACGCGGUGCACCACAGGUGCGAAAGGCUCGUAGAACACUGCGUCCGUUUCCUCACGUGCGGGAAGAUGUCGAGAGAGGAGAGAGUGAAGUGUUUCAGGGACUUAGCUGACUGUGGAGAAGAGAAACCUGCAUUUCACAAACUUGAAGAAAUUCUCAAGGCUUACGUGUGAUCAAGAUGCGUUAAUAUGGUUAUAGGGCGAAGACAUGGAGAAGGGCUGACACCUUAGUUAGUCCUUAAAAGAUCAGCGAAUUUUUGUUCAAAAGGUUAUGGUUCAAUUGACUCAGAGUGGAGAAAUUGAAAUGUUUUUAGACUCUUUAAUUCCCAUGAAGGUUUAUCUUGACAGAAACUAUUGAUGGAUGUAGUUUCUACGAUUUUUUUUUUGUGAGCAGCUGAUUAAAAGUACGAAUCCAACCAAAU
Messenger RNA from Branchiostoma floridae (Florida lancelet), 3586 nucleotides. Its product is annotated as armadillo repeat-containing protein 5-like. The record is from RefSeq and is a predicted model, not a curated record. The transcript has 4 exons. Gene Ontology annotation, molecular function: protein binding. The coding region runs from base 42 to 3338 and encodes 1098 amino acids. Lineage: Eukaryota; Metazoa; Chordata; Leptocardii; Amphioxiformes; Branchiostomatidae. Gene Ontology annotation, cellular component: cytosol. Gene Ontology annotation, biological process: anatomical structure morphogenesis.